Molecule: messenger RNA, 1644 nt
Organism: Paramecium sonneborni
Lineage: Eukaryota; Ciliophora; Oligohymenophorea; Peniculida; Parameciidae
Source: the annotation of a GenBank genome assembly
UUUUAAUAUAUAUGGUACUUGCAGAACUUGGAAAAUCAAUAAAUGCAGCACUUUAAAAACUAAAUAAGGCUCCAGUAGUAGAUGAAGCAUUAGUGGAUUAAAUUUUAGGUGAAAUAGCAAUGGCUUUAUUAAAAGCAGAUGUUAAUGCAAAAUUUAUAAAAAAAUUAAGAGAAGAUGUUAAGAUGGAAUUUAAAUUAUGUUAAGAAGAGAAUGUUAAUCAUUAAAAAUUGAUAUAGAAAUCAGUAGUCGAUGGAUUAACAAGAAUGUUAGAGAGUGAUAGAAAACCAUUUUAACCAAAAAAGGGUAAAAAUAAAUAUAAAUUAUUAAUAGGAAAAUAAAAUGUUAUAAUGUUUGUUGGUUUAUAAGGAUCUGGUAAGACAACAACAUGUACUAAAUAUGCAUAUUAUUACUAAAAGAAAGGAUGGAAAGUAGCAUUAGUAUGUGCAGAUACAUUUAGAGCAGGUGCUUUUGAUUAAUUAAAAUAAAAUGCUACGAAAGUGAGAGUACCAUUUUAUGGGUAUCAUUUGAUAUUAAAUUUAGAUCAUAUACAGAAGCUGAUCCUGUAUAGAUUGCAUAAGAGGGUGUGAAUGUAUUUAAGAAAGAAGCCUUUGAAAUAAUUAUAGUAGAUACAUCAGGAAGACAUAAAUAGGAAAAUGAUUUGUUUGAAGAAAUGAAAUAAGUAGAAGCAGCAGUUAAACCAGAUGAUAUAGUUUUUGUUAUGGAUUCUUCAAUAGGAUAAGCUUGUUUUGAUUAAGCAUUGGCAUUUAAGAAAGCUGUAAAUGUAGGAUCAGUAAUAAUUACAAAAUUAGAUGGUCAUGCUAAAGGUGGUGGAGCAUUAUCAGCUGUAGCAGCUACUGAAUCUCCUAUUGUAUUUAUAGGAGAAGGAGAACAUUUCGAUGAUUUAGAAUCUUUUGAAGCAUCUUCUUUCGUUAGAAGAUUAUUAGGUUUAGGAGAUAUUAAUAAAUUAUUUUAAUCUGUUAAAGAUGUUGUUAAUAUGAGAGAUUAACCAUAAUUAAUUUAAAAAUUAAAAGAAGGUAAAUUCUCUAUCAGAGAUUUAUAAACAUAAUUUAACUCUGUUCUUAAAUUAGGAUCUUUAAAUUAAUUCAUGUCUGCUAUUCCUGGAAUGGGUAGUUCUGUUUUAUCUAAAGGAAAUGAAAAAGAAUCUAUUAAAAGAAUUCAAAGAUUUUUAUGUAUCAUGAAUUCUAUGACAUCUGAAGAAUUAGAUGGUGAAGGUAUAUAUAUCUAUUAUAAUUUAAUAGGAAAUUUAAAUUUCUGUAGAAUUGUUAGAAUUGCUAAAGGAUCUGGUACAUCCAUAGAAGAAGUUCAUAUUUUAUUAGAUGAACAUAAAAAAUUAUCUAAAGUUGUUGGCAAUUUAGCUAAGACUAAUUUAGGAGGAAAAAGUAUUUUAUAUUAUUGAUGUAUUUAGGAGGAAAUGAAUUUGAUUAACUUAAAAGAAAUCCAUAAUAAAUGAUGUAAAAAAUGAAAGGAGCUAUUGAUCCAAGCAUGCUUUCAAAAUUAGGAGGAAUGGAAAAUGUUAUGAAUAUGAUGAAAUAAAUGGGAUAAAUGGAUGGAAUCUAAGAUUUAAUGAAACAAAUGGGAGGUAUGGGAGGAAUGCCAGGAACAGGAAAAGGAAAAAGAAGAUGA